AUGACAAAUACUACCACUACUUCUAAUUCUGUGUCCUCUCGGAGCCGAGCCAUUCCUUUGAAUAGUGCAGUUGCUCCACACUUAGCAAUAAUGUCUAGUUCGUCCGCUUCACCGUAUCCUCCACUACCUGCAACAAUGACCAAUCCGCCCCCCGUCCUGCAAUAUCCAACUUUAUCAGCUGGUCAAGCUAGCUCAACGUACUUACGAUCAAACAUUAAUCCGGUUAACGCGGCUUCAACCACACACGCGAUUGGUUCUUCUACACAUUCGACUUACUACAACCAUCCACUCGCUUCUUCUUCAGCUCUUUCAAUGAACUUGUCUGCCUCAAGCACACAAUUGAAGUCAACUCCUCCAAAACCUAAACUUCCAGAAUAUCUUGCUAAUACAAGCUUUGCGGAACUGUACAAUAAAGUCCAUGUGGAAAAGCUUUCAGCGGACAAUAACGAGAUGAAAUUGGAGGGUGUAGAAAGCGAGAAUCCGUCGCUGGAUAUGGAUAUUGAUAUGUUAAAUAGGCAGAGGAUUCGUGACGCUGUCCUUGCGGGAAAUAUUGACAAUGCUAUCACAUUAACUAAUAGUUUGUACCCCGGUGUUUUACAAUCCAAUGAUGACAUUCUUUUCCAACUUCGGUGCCGUAAAUUCAUUGAGAUGAUAGGCGCUUGUGCAGGAACCCAAAUAACAUUAUCAGAUCAUGAAGACGCUAGCAUAAAGUUCACUGCUAUUGUCUCUCAAAGUGAUUGUGAAUCGGGAGAUGAGAUAGACGGUCCAUUGACUCCACCUAAAAAGAGAAGAGUGCCUAAACGUCGAAAAGUUGCUUUGGGCUUACAUGGAUUGGAUGAUGCAAUGACAGCAGUAUUAAAAUUUGGUUGCGAGUUGCAAGAUGAUUACCGUAAUGAUGAUCGCGAAGAGAUAAGGAAUUCACUUAAGGAUGCGUUCUCAUUAAUGGCAUACGAUGAUCCACGCGUUAGCUGUGUAGCGCAUCUACUCGACCCUUCUGGUCGAGAACCGGUCGCAAACGCAUUAAAUAGUGCAAUAUUAGUAUCACAAGGGAAACCAAAAAUUCCCUCAUUAGAGCAAGUUUAUCGACAAGCUUCAGUGGUACUUCACGAAUUAUCAAAGAACGGUGUUGGUUCAAGCGCUUUUGUAAAC
This is a messenger RNA of Racocetra persica, 1149 nucleotides long. The record is from the annotation of a GenBank genome assembly. Lineage: Eukaryota; Fungi; Glomeromycota; Glomeromycetes; Diversisporales; Gigasporaceae.